Molecule: messenger RNA, 2742 nt
Organism: Esox lucius (northern pike)
Lineage: Eukaryota; Metazoa; Chordata; Actinopteri; Esociformes; Esocidae
Product: max-interacting protein 1
Exons: 6
Coding region: 465-1271 (268 amino acids)
Biological process (GO): regulation of transcription by RNA polymerase II
Molecular function (GO): DNA-binding transcription factor activity, RNA polymerase II-specific; RNA polymerase II cis-regulatory region sequence-specific DNA binding; protein dimerization activity
Source: RefSeq, a predicted model, not a curated record
UAUUGUAUACGCUAUGACGCAGUUGACGCUCGCUGCUGCCGGUUCUCUUUGAUUCACUCGCAUGCAUUCUAUCUCCAGCCUUUAGGCUCAUACGGGCUCAACACACGUCUCCGUGACAAGGCAAAAAACUCGGUUUAUUAAACCAAUUUAAUGUCUGACUGCAAGAAAAUACCCAUAGUCUUCCGUAAUAUACGUACACUAAAGAUAAUUUGAUCACCCAGAUAGUCAAAUACGUGAAGUAGUCUAUCAAAACGGAACGUUCAAUCUUCAAAUGUAGACCAAACGGGUGACAGAUGUCACAUUUGCGUCAGGUUCCGCAGAUUUGCGGCAGGUGCGGAGGCAGCUCGUAAGACAGGUGCCGCUCUUGUUACGUUGACUCUUGUUCAUCUCUGCCUCUAUACGUUAGGUUAUUGUCUGGACAAGGACACCUUACGUAUCUGUGGCAGUUGUUAAAAAAAACGAAAAUGGUUAAACACAUGAGACAGCAGAGCGUGUUGAACUCCGAUGAUGUGCUUUCGGAGUCGGAAGCGUCGUUGGACCAACGGGAUUGUAGCGAGAUGUCUGAAUAUUCUUUCAACAAUGUCCUAUACUCUGAAUGUUCCGCAAUGGACCAAAUCGACACUUUUAUGAAAAACGUCCAGGUGUUGCUGGAUGCAGCAAAUUACAUUGAGAACAAUGAAAGGAACAACGGAAAAUCCGAACAUGGAUAUGCCUCAACAUACCCUGCCACUCAGAACACACAUCAACGGAAAUUCAAGAGUAAGAAAAUUGACAAUAUUCACAACAGGUCAGCACACAAUGAGCUGGAAAAAAAUAGGCGAGCACAUCUCCGCCUGUGUUUGGAGAGACUGAAGACACUGAUCCCACUGGGUCCAGACUGCAGUCGGCACACUACUCUAGGAUUGCUUAACAAAGCCAAGGGGCACAUAAAGAAAUUAGAGGAGAUGGACCGGAGAAGUCAGCACCAGCUGGAGACUCUGGAGCGUGAGCAGAGGCACCUGCAGAGGCAGCUGGCUCAUCUGCAGGCCCCUGGAGGUGAAGACAAGGACAUGGUUCUGAUGGACAGAACACUCCCUGUAGCCUCCGAACACUCAGACUCAGGCCAAGAUGCAGAAGAGAUUGAUGUGGACGUGGAAAGCACAGAGUUCUCUCAUGGAGAGCUAGACAGCAUCAGCGCUUGCAGUGACUUAGACGACCACAACAGUCGACAGAGCUUGGCCAGCGACGAGGGCUAUUCCACCUGCAGUCUAAAACUGGCCUUUUCAUCCUAAGAUCCAGCCUGAAGCUCUUCAUCCAACAUUUGCAACCAAAACUGGCCUUCUCUUAAGAACCAGCCUAAACCAUUCCAUCUGCAGUCUUUAACUGGUCCUCUACUAAGAAGUCCUCAUGCAGUCUAAAACUGAACUCACCUAAGAACUGGCCUGAAUCUCAAGUGUCUUUAGUUAACUGGUCCUUUACUCUUAUGAACUAGCUCAACUAGUCCAUCUCCUGAAGUUUAAAACUGAACCUCUCCUCUUAAGAACCAGCCUAAAAAACAAUGACUUAGUCAAAACCAACCAGCUAAAAACGAAACAUCAUCGGCAUAAAAGUGAACACAUCCCACUACAGCUGUAUACUGUAUUUUGCUUCAAAUGUGAGCAACUGUGUUUACAGUCUGUUACCGGUCUGCUCCUAAAACCAGCACAAAAACACAAAUAAAACCAGCCAAAAGCACACCAGACUGUGGGCAAUGUUCUUCCCACAUUGGAAUUCUCUAACUGUGACCAUCUGGAAAGACAAACUGCUGUCAUGUUACGAGGCCUGUAUUUGCACUCAAAACUGGUUCUCUAAUCCAGUACCUAGAGUCUGUAGCUGAAUUAUACCCCAAAUCCUUGACACAUGCCACCAAAUGUUAUUCCUAAUUUAUGUGAGUAACUCCAUUUAAUUUUUCCAGUAUUUAAUGUCUGUCUUUGUCACACUUGAAUUUUGAAACAAAUGACAAUAUUUGAUGUUUUGAGAACAGUCAAAUUUUAUUUUAUCCCAGACAAAAGCUAAUGCAAUGGUACAUGCCAGGCUAAAUAUCUCACUGAUCCCCUUAAGAUUUUUAAAGUAUGUUUGUUUGUAGGCAGAUAUAAGCCAUCCCAUACUUCCCAAUCACAAUCCUGAAGCAAUAACACAGUGCUAUUAAAGUCCGCUCCUAAGUUGGCAGUUAAUGGCACAAUUGUCCAAACAGAAAUUUGGAACAAAAAUAAUGGUGAAUGUGUAUUGAAAGAUUUCUCAUGCUUUGGAUUGACCUGGUUUAAAAGCUUACGUCUUCGUAGCAUGUAUAACACAAAAGCACAUGACAGACUUUAAUUAUUGUAUUUCUUUUUUACUUGUGUUGCAUUAUAGCGGAAUAGCAUUCCAAAGUAAAAACCCUAAAGCUGAAAAUACUGAUUAUUUAUUAAACACAAUUGCACUGCAAGACUAAUCAUUCCACUAACCAAAUUGUAUGUCAUCUGAUGACCAUAUUUAUAUUUGUGGUACAACUAUAUAAUCACCACCAACUGUGUCUUAACAUGGCUUAAUUGAAUCUUGCACAGGUUUCUUAAUUCAAAGUCUUUAUUCAAUGUGAGUGCUGGAUAAUUUGUAAAAUGCACAAUGAAAAAGACUAAAAAAAGAACAAUACUGUGCCAAAUCAGCCAUCAAAGGUAACUUUUACAAAUGAAAAGUUGCUGAUCCCCUGCUACUAUUUUGUGAUUCCUGUUAACUUGAUGAAUAAAC